AUGGCGAACUCAUCUACCGAUGACGCUACGUGGGUCUCUGAACUUCAGCUUUCAGAGCCUCCUUCGGGGUUUUCGGCACCGGAACUUGGGCCAUGCGCUCAUUCGGUAGAGGGGUACGCGAACAAGAAACGUCUGAUCGUUUGUUGUGAUGGAACAUGGAACAACUCAAACCAAAAGGGAAACAUCGCCACCAAUGUAUCCCGUCUAGCAGCUGCUGUGGCCCAUAAGUGCUGCACUGGAAUGCCACAGGUUGUAUACUACCACCGAGGCGCAGGAACUGAGGAGUCCAAAGUAGCGCAGUAUCUUGGUGGAGUUUUUGGAAAGGGUGUCAAGCAGGACAUUGCCGACGUUUACCGCUUCAUCUGCGACAACUACAACCCUGGAGAUGAACUUUUUAUUAUCGGCUUCUCCCGAGGUGCUUUCACUGCGCGAUCCGUUUCAGGUAUGGUUUGCAGCAUUGGAUUGCUCAACCGUGUUGGUCUUGCAAACUUCGGUGACAUCUUCCAUGACUAUCAGAACUUCCCCAAAUGGAAGCCCGGAACGAGCUUUAAUAAGGAAGACCACCUUGUUGGCUUUACGCUGUCCAAUUAUGAACGCCUUGAGAGAUUCAAGGCCGCGGAUGGUCGUGCAGAGAAAAGAGACCACGCCACUAUGCGUAAGGAUCUCGAGGAGGAGAAGAACAAGUUCUUUGAGAAAAUGGUUCAAUGCAAGUCUCCAUCCGGACGAGGAAUGGAUCUCGCGCUUAUGGCCAAAAAGUAUCGUGACCUUCUUGAAAAGCACCAAAUGAUUCUAUGUGAGAAGAAAAAGCAGGAGAGAGACGGGAAGCAAGGCUUUUUCUUCGUCCCACUGGACGUACAGGUUGAGGCUGUUGGUGUGUGGGACACAGUCGGCAGCCUUGGAUGGCCCAAGAUGCCUUGGGAAAAGAUCCGCAGGGAUCGGCACGCCGACGAACUUCGAUUCGCUAGCCUCAAUGUCCACCCCAAUGUCAAGCAUGCCUUCCAUGCGCUUGCUCUCGAUGAAUGGCGAACUGCCUUUAGCCCAACUCUUUGGGGUAAAAAGGGAAAUUCUACGACCAAACUUCGUCAGGUCUGGUUCCCAGGAAGCCACAGUAACGUUGGUGGCGGCUGGGAGGACCAGCAGAUCGCGACUAUCGCUCUGGCUUGGAUGGCUGACCAACUUUCUUCGGUCGGUGUGGAAUUCAGCACCCCUGAGAUGAAGCGUAUCUUCUGGACACUGGAAGAAGGCGUUGAAGCCAGAGAAUGGGCGAAGGGCAAGAUCUCGAGCCCUUCUGCGACGUCAGCUUUGCCCGACAAGGCUUACAACGCAGUUUGGUAUCCCUGGCAGAGAAUCAAGGGCGUUAACACCGUUGCCGGCACUCGCACUCCAGGUGGAUACAAGGAGGAUGGUGGAAAGGCUGUCAUCGAGGCCCCCAAUGAACUGAUCCACCCCUCUGUCCGUAUCCGCUACCUCUAUGACGGACUGGGUUUGGACGAUGCCGGUGAAUGGGACUGCCCCGCGCUCACAGGGAACGGCUAUAAACUUGAGAAAAGUACCGAACCAUCCCAGAUCGAGAAUGACACUCACAAAAGCUUUGGUUCCGUAUACGAGACGCUGUCUGGGAAGGUUUCGUCGGUUCAUGGCGGAUUUCCCGUCGACUCCAAGCCUGAUCAAAAGCUUGUUGUUCAUCAACUGCCUUAUGAGUCUGAUCUUUACCAGCUUGAAGAGGCUGCAAACAACUGGGUGUGGGCCAAAGCCGACAAUACUUUCCUUCGUGAGGAACGAAUCGGUAUGUGGGAGCGACUAUUCAUCAGCAUCAACCACAAGCUGCUCGAGAGGCAGACUCGUGAGAAGCUGGCAAGAGAGGAACAGGAGCGAAGGUACCCAACAAGAAAGAGCUUGAGGGAAGGACUCCGAUCAUGGGUUGGUGAUCGGGUCGAAAACGCUCGCGGGGUGGCAGGCGAUGUGCUUAAUAAGACUCUUGACAAGCUACUUCCCACCCCGGAGAAGCUUAAGCCUUUGGAAUACCCUCCAAAGUUCGGAUACCAUGACUUCGUCUCAUGGCAGCGGGGUGAUACGUCGGCGAGAGUUCAAAGAGUGUGA
Messenger RNA from Colletotrichum truncatum, 2100 nucleotides. RefSeq lists its product as uncharacterized. The record is from RefSeq and is a predicted model, not a curated record. NCBI's taxonomy places the organism in Eukaryota, Fungi, Ascomycota, Sordariomycetes, Glomerellales, Glomerellaceae.